Anopheles stephensi (Asian malaria mosquito) is the source of this 3514-nucleotide messenger RNA. Its product is annotated as spermine oxidase. The coding region runs from base 493 to 2268 and encodes 591 amino acids. NCBI's taxonomy places the organism in Eukaryota, Metazoa, Arthropoda, Insecta, Diptera, Culicidae. Gene Ontology annotation, molecular function: polyamine oxidase activity. The transcript is spliced from 4 exons. The record is from RefSeq and is a predicted model, not a curated record.
UGGUGUAUACUUCAGUAUCGCAAACAAGCUGAUCUGGUCGCGCGGAGUUCUCAGUAACGCCUGUCUGUCCCUUACGGUGGUUUUCCUGCUUCUUUUGGUUCCUGGUGGUGUGCUGCUGGUGGCAGAGUUCAGAGUUCUAUUCUCGGCACUCUAGAGGCGAUUUGAAAUGCAGUUACUACUCUACGCCGUACUCGAAGCACGCUUGUUGUUCUUUUGCAGAGAAAGUUCACGGACUACCACCGUUCCUGGCCGUAAAUGGUUUUCUGGCCACCUUGCGAUCCAAACGCGACAAUCGAAAAGCAUCACAAAGGCAGCCGGAACUGCCCUUUGCUGCCGGUGUGCCGGAUAAAAGUACGGCACCACGAUAGGUGCAUAGUGGUAGGUGAAAAACUCAGCUCAGCUGAGAAGUUGUGAAAACUUUCCUCUCCCGUGUACGCACACAACCGCCCCUCGGGCCCGUCUGUGGCUCUCGCGGAAAAAGGGAAAACAGUCAUGAGUGAGGAUGGUGCAGCGACAACUAGCAACAAAACGGCGGAAACGAUGAACAACGAUCAGCAGCAGCAACAGCAGGAUAAGCGUAAGCACAAAGUGAUCAUAGUAGGUGCCGGCAUGGCAGGACUCUCGUCCGCGAACCACCUGGCGAAGAACGGCUGCACGGAUUUCCUCAUACUCGAAGGGCGCAACCGUGUCGGUGGUCGCAUCGUUUCGAUCGAUAUGGGAUCGCAGAAGAUCGAGCUCGGUGCCAACUGGAUCCAUGGCGUCCUUGGCAACCCAAUGUUCGAGCUAGCGAUGCAACACGGACUGAUCAGCAUUAUCAACAUACCAAAGCCGCACAAGGUGGUAGCAGCGACGGAGGACGGCAAACAGGUACCGUUCCAGAUACUGCAGGAAAUCUACGAAGCGUACGUGUGCUUUCUGCGGCGCUGCGAGGAGUACUUCCUGUGUCAGUAUCUACCACCGCCCGACAUACACAGUGUCGGCGAGCACAUUAAUCUGGAGGUGGAGCUGUACCUAAACGGCGUCGACUGCCAGAAGGAGAAGCAUCUGCGGAAGCUCAUCUUUGACUGUCUGCUAAAGCGCGAAACGUGCAUCACCGGGUGCCAUAGUAUGGACGAGAUCGAUCUACUCGAGCUUGGCAGCUACACGGAGCUACAGGGCGGCAAUAUUGUGCUACCGUCCGGGUACAGCUCCAUUCUGAAACCGUUGUGCGACAAUCUGCCAAACGAAAACGUUGUACUGUCGUGUCCGGUGCGACGCAUUCACUGGAAGCGAAAAGCGGCCCUACGAGCUGCCAGUAGCGGUGCGGCAGCGAGCGGUGCUAGUGAUACGAUUCUGGAAGAGGACGAAGAUGAUGGUAACGAGUCGGACGAUUCCGAUCGUACCGUUACGGAGGUACCGAUUGGAGGCGAUGCGCAAGGCACCGCAGACGAGCAGAAAGCAACUGCAGCGACAAAAAUCCUCAAAACAUCGACCGCAAACGUGGUGGUGGAGUGUGAAAAUGGGGCCGUUUAUGAGGCGGAUCAUGUGAUUUGUACCCUCCCGUUGGGAGUGCUUAAGGAGCAAAGCGAAACGCUGUUCGUGCCAGCGUUGCCGCAGUACAAGAUCGAAUCGAUCGACAGUUUGCUGUUUGGCACGGUGGACAAAAUAUUUCUCGAGUACGAUCGUCCGUUUUUGAACGCGACCAUCAGUGAAAUUAUGCUACUGUGGGACGGACAGGAUGGCAGCGAUGGGGAGGCGCCCGAUGAAACGCAGGAACCGGACGGACAGUGGUUGAAGGACAAUUGGUACAAAAAGAUAUACUCCUUCUCGAAGGUGUCCGAUACGCUGCUGCUCGGUUGGAUAUCGGGCCGGGAAGCGGAAUACAUGGAGACGCUAUCGCACGAAAUCGUUGCGGAACGUUGCACAGAAAUAUUGCGCCAGUUCCUGAAGGACCCGUUCGUACCGAAACCGAAACGGUGCGUAUGUACCAGCUGGCGCAAGCAACCGUUCAGUCGUGGUUCGUACACGGCCAUUGCCGUUGGUGCCUCGCAGGACGAUAUCGACAACAUUGCCCAGCCGCUCUACUCGAGUCCUCAUCAGUCGAAGCCCUCGGUACUGUUCGCCGGUGAGCAUACGCAUGCGAAUUUCUACUCGACGGUGCACGGUGCCUAUCUGAGCGGUCGAACCGCGGCCCAGAUCCUGCUGACACCCGACUCUCCGCAGGAGAUUGUGAUGGAAUCGGACAGCAGCGAUCUCAGCUCGUGGAUUCAGGGCAUAGCGCUAGAUUAGUUUGUAUGGCCACGCGCAUUCCCCACCGGCAAUUAGCUUCCUUCGCCGUUCCUUCAGCCCUCACUUUCGUUACCGUCUAUUCUGUUCCUUUUCCCCCGACUGACUGUCUUCCCUGUGCUUCAUUUUUAACUUUCUGACGUGGAAAAAACGUAACAGUGACUGAAAAGUAUCGCUAACGACAGUCCUUACUACUUAAACCGUUUGCGCUAAGAUUGCGAGCGUAAGCAAAACUUACCAAAAAAGCGUAAUGCGGGCUCGAUUAGGAUUACGUUUAAUUAUUAUUUACCUAGGUGCAUUUGAUUUCCAGUUCCAGGCAAACAUGCAAAAAGGGCGAACCGUUAUCAUGACAAUUUCCAACACGCUUUGAGCGAACGCACGUACCCUAGCGCACACUUACUGAUGGAAAAAAGCGGGAAAAGUCAACCCUAUUGCUAGUUUAUUAGUUAAGCAAUAAGUGAUAAAGUAUUGUAAAGGAACGGAACGAAAUCGGGCCAGAAAAGGAAGGAAAUCACGGUCUGCAUGCGGUCAGAGACGUGGUGACCUACCACGUAUGUCUUUUGUUAGUAUUUAUUCAACGCAAAGCUAAAUAGCAGACGGCAUAGCUUCUGCCAUGUGGGUAGUUGUUAUCAGUUUAUUUUGGUUUGUUAUUACUGAUUCUAGUCUUCGGAAGCGAAGAUUCGCUUGUGGCAAUAUUAUUGUGCAUUUCCUUCCGCCAGUAUCAGCGCAGAAACUGCAAAUGCAAUCCAGUUAACCAGUUAGGCGAGGGUAAUUUUAUGUUUGUCCCUGUUCUGUUAUACCUGCUUCCUCACAAACACAACAGAGAGACCUCUCGUAUUAGACAAUGUAAAGUAGACACCCCUAAGUCCGCUUAAGCAAUCGAUAAAUGUUUGGUAGGCUGCAUUUAAGUUAAUAGUGCUUUUGUAGAUUAAGUUACUACCGCUGUUACGUAGACUCUAUGAGUGAUUUCAUCGCUUGAUUUCCUUAACGUGAAAGAGGAAUCAACGUAGGUGGCAAACGGUAGACGAAGAAUAGGAACAACCACGGACACAAGGAAGCUUGCGAGAACGUGAUAGACACCGACUAGGACUAAGCGAGUAUGCAACGUGUUCGAAGGGUUGGGGCGAGACAAGCGACAUCAGAACAAAAAGUAUUUUGCUACAAACAAAAAUGAAAAGAAAAACGAUAUGUUUUGCUGCAACCGAAAGAUGGCAUAAUAAAACCACAAAUGAAUUGUUGAAAACAUUGC